CACCUCCCUCACAUCGCUCUUCUUGAAACUUGUUGCCUUUGAGGAGAGUAUUUCGAAGCAUUGAUAGAACUCCAUUUGACCGCCGUGCCAUCUUGAAUCCUACAGCUUCUCAUCAUCGGGCACGAUCCUCCCCGCUCUAGUCUGGAAGCUGCCGACCGCAGCUUAAAGGGCAAGAUGACGCCCUCGUCCCUCUUUCGGUUCUCACGAUCCUUAAAUGCCUCUCGCACGUCUCUGAGAUCUCACUUGAGAGUGCAGUCUAAUCUCCGACCUCUGUCGACUACUCCCUGCCGCUUCGCUGCGGAUCAAGACCCUGACCGUCAUCCUCACCAGCAGCGCGACGCACAACUGGAUCGAGAGAAAAUGGAUCCUGAGCCAAACGAGUAUGCGAAGUCAAGCACGGAUGACACUACUGCAGAAAACGAGGAUGCCGCUUUCAAUCCGAACAUCACGGACCCGGAGGAAGCUCGCCAGAAGGCUGGUGAAGGUAAUGAAGUCAAUCCACUAGACGCAAGCCCUGCAAACCCCGGUAUCAGCUCGGGCACGGCGGAAGAGCAAGGAGGGUCGAAGAAGAAGAUGUCUGAGGGAGGCGGUGGAAGAAAAGGUGGUGGUCAAGAUGGUAAGGGAGAGGAGAGCGUGUAGAACAUUCAUUGAGCACAAGUGCAGAUGGCGAGUCCGAAGAAGGUGUCGCAUGUAUAUAUUCUCAGUGCCUUCAUCAAUUGUGAGAAGAUCCAUAAGAACUAUUUCACAUGGGUAUCAAGUCGUGCUCCAUCGAAAUUUCAACAUCAUAAUCAACGCCAAG
This is a messenger RNA of Exophiala xenobiotica, 799 nucleotides long. RefSeq lists its product as uncharacterized. Bases 175 to 639 code for a protein of 154 amino acids. The transcript has a single exon. The record is from RefSeq and is a predicted model, not a curated record. NCBI's taxonomy places the organism in Eukaryota, Fungi, Ascomycota, Eurotiomycetes, Chaetothyriales, Herpotrichiellaceae.